AUGAAGCUCUUAAAUAUAGUGUCUUGGAUAGGAUGUCGUUACACCCUGAGUCUGAUAUCGUCGGUAGCAGGAACAGCGACAGUGCCAGCGAACAACACAACAUGUUCAAGCGACGCAAUCCCCUUCCCUUCGUUAUUUGGCGCUGAAAUCCUCUCCCUCUCCGCCUCCCCCUUCACCAAUUUCUCAACCUCCCUCCCCCAAGCAGACCAACACUUCGCGCUAAACAUCACAGGUCUCGAUUUCUGCAACGUGUCAGUCCAAUACACCCACCCGGGUUGGAACGACCGCAUUAACGUCCAACUCUGGCUCCCCCUCAGCAGCAGCCAGUGGAAUGAACGCUUCAUGGGGACCGGCGGCGCGGCAUAUGCCAGCGAGCUCGGCGUGCUGUCGCUGCCUUAUGCCGUUUCACUGGGCUAUUCCGCUGUUGCCACUGACGGGGGCCACCCAUCGGUGUAUUUCGAUCCCUCGUCCUGGGCGCUCUCCAGCCCGGGCAACGUCAAUUGGUUUCUGCUGCAGGAUUUCGCCGCCGUCGCACUGGACGAUGCUGCCACCAUCGGCUCGCCGCCGAGACAUUCGUAUUGGAAUGGAUGCUCGGAGGGUGGUCGGCAGGGGCUCAUGAUGGCGCAGCGAUAUCCGACGCAGUAUGAUGGCAUCAUUGCUGCGGCACCAGCGAUCAAUUGGGAGAAAGUUCUUGUUGCCGGGUAUUGGCCUCAGCUGGUCAUGAAUCAAUUAGGCGUAUACCCAUCAGAAUGUGAGUUUGAAGCCAUCACCGCGGCUGCAAUAGCGGCUUGCGAUGGAUUAGACGGAGUCGAGGACGGCAUUAUCGCCGCCCCCGGCCUCUGCCAGUUCGAUCCCUACACGUUGGUCGGGCAACCCUUCAACCACGCCGAAGCGGCUGCCGUCGCACUCGCCGCCUGGACAGGCUCACGCUCCGUCUCCGGCGAAUUCCAAUGGUAUGGCCUAAACCAAGACGCGCCGCUGAACGUCCUAGCCCCAACCUCCUGCAUCCUACCCGGUCGCCCAUGCCCCUCCGACUUCGCCCCAUUCUACCAGCUCUUCAACACCUGGCUCACCUACUUCGUGGCCAAAAACCCCGUCUUCAACGUCACCAACGUGACCUACCGCGACUACGACACCCUGUUCCGCCAAUCCACCAACCAAUACGCCUCCAUCCUCGGCACCGCCGACGCAGACCUUACCGACUUCCGCGCAUCUGGCGCCAAGUUGAUCGCCUGGCACGCCCUGGCUGAUCCGCUGCUCCCCGCCAACGGCACGAUCGAGUACUAUGAACGCGUGCUGGAGCGCGAUCCGCGCGCGACGGACUAUUUCCGCUUUUUCGCCGCGCCGGGCGGAGGGCAUUGUGGGGGUGGGGUGGGUUAUUACCCCCACAGCGGGUUGCAGGCGUUGGUCGAUUGGGUGGAGAGCGGGAUCGCGCCGGAGACGUUGCUGGGAAGGACACUGCCAGACGAUGAGGGCAAGAUCAGGGAGGCGCCGCUGUGUCCCUAUCCGCUGGUGGCGGCGUAUCAAGGUGGGGAUGUUGAUGUGGCGGGGUCAUUUUGGUGUCAAGAAUCCUUUUUAAGGUGA
Messenger RNA from Endocarpon pusillum Z07020, 1584 nucleotides. RefSeq lists its product as uncharacterized. Bases 1 to 1584 code for a protein of 527 amino acids. The record is from RefSeq and is a predicted model, not a curated record. The transcript is spliced from 2 exons. NCBI's taxonomy places the organism in Eukaryota, Fungi, Ascomycota, Eurotiomycetes, Verrucariales, Verrucariaceae.